Molecule: messenger RNA, 605 nt
Organism: Hyalella azteca
Lineage: Eukaryota; Metazoa; Arthropoda; Malacostraca; Amphipoda; Hyalellidae
Exons: 6
Coding region: 111-605 (164 amino acids)
Source: RefSeq, a predicted model, not a curated record
CUGAUGCGCCUGCCCCUGAUGCGCCUGCUGUCCCUGAAAUAACCCUGACAGCCCCUGAUGCGCCUGCCCCUGCCGCUGCUGUCCAUCUUACUGAUGCCGUGCCCAGCGAAAUGGUCACUCCACUUCCUCCUCGCCAGGGAAGGAUGGCAGCCCGAAGAAGACUCGACGAGAAGCUGCAGCAAGAAGUAGCUACAAGUGUUGAAGACGUUCCCGCCGUAACAGAAGCUGCCUCAGCCACUGCUCCUGUUAUAUCUCCGCCGCUGUUCUCUGCCAUCGAGUCAACGCCUGCUGGCGCGGCCGACGCUGUACCGCGCGCUCCGAUCAAGCCCAAGCGCCGCACCAGCCCGCUUCUGGACGUCACAGAGGCGCUGCCAGCAGCUCCUGUCAUUCCUAAGCGACGUACUCUUAUCAUGAGCGGCUCCGAGUUGGCUCUCGCGCCCAUCGACGCUGUUAAGAAGCCAGCUGCUGCUCGGCGCAUUGGCCGUAGACGAGGCAUCAUCAUCGACAAGUUUAUCUACAUUCCCAGGGAGAAGUUUCGUUUCCAGCUCCAGGAGGGCCAUGAGACGCUCAGAGCUCAGAACUCACGGGAUACUAUUGUUGACUAA